GUGGUCAAGUGCACCAGAUGGGUGCAUGCGCUAUAUGUGUUCCUCAUUCUACAGUUGUGGGCAUCAAAUCAUGUGAGUCACAUGACACUGCAGCACUUUGUGUCCAGUGUGUUCAACAUUCACCACCAGAACAAACUCAGGACUUCUGCAAAAACGGAUCACAGGAACGAAACACUGGUAACACCGGGAUUAGUGGAGCACUGGAUUUUACAUCAACCUGCUGCAGAUUCCACUUUACAAACAGAAGAUUUAGAAGAGCUACGACUUAAAGUGAAAGUAACUUUUCUUGAUUGACUGACUUCUGCUUUUAUUCUUUUGCCUGCUGUGUUUUCAACUUCACUCAGAGAAUAUAAAUGUCUUCUGAAUCAGAAAAGGAUCUCUCCUGUCCGGUCUGUCAUGACAUCUUUAAAGAUCCUGUUGUUCUGUCAUGUAGCCACAGCUUCUGUAAAGACUGUCUGCAGAGAUGGUGGAGAGAGAAACCUACUCAGGACUGUCCAGUUUGUAGGAGAAGAUCAUCAAUGAGUUAUCCACCUUGUAACCUGGCUUUAAAGAACCAGUGUGAGGCCUUCUUACUGGAGAGAGAUAAGAGAGCUUCAGCAGGAUCUGAGGCUCUCUGCAGUCUGCACUCUGAGAAACUCAAACUCUUCUGUCUGGACCAUCAGCAGCCAGUUUGUGUCGUCUGCAGAGAUUCAAGAUUACACAGCAACCACAGAUUCAGACCCAUUAAUGAAGCUGCACAGGAGCACAGAGAGGAGCUCCAGAAAGUCCUGAAGCCCUUCCUGGAGAAACGAAAGCUCUUAAGAGAAAUUCAAGGAAACUUUGAUCAGACAACAAAACACAUUAAGGUCCAGGCCAGACACACAGAGAGGCAGAUUAAUGAGCAGUUUAAAAAGCUUCACCAGUUUCUAGAAGAGGAAGAGGAGGCCAGGAUCUCUGCUCUGAAGAGCGACGAAAAGCAAAAAAGUAAAGUGAUGAGGGAGAAAACUGAGGCUCUGAGCAGAGAGAUAGCAGCUCUUUCAGACACAAUCAGAGCCACAGAGGAGGAGAUGAGAGCUGAAGACGUCUCAUUCCUGCAGAACUACAAGGCUGCAGUGAAAAGAGUCCAGCAGCGGCCCCUGCUGGAGGAUCCACAGCUGGUCUCAGGAGCGCUGAUAGAUGUGGCCAAACAUCUGGGCAACCUGACCUUCAACAUCUGGAACAAGAUGAAGGAGAUGGUCUCCUACACUCCUGUGAUUCUGGAUCCAAACACGGCCAACCCAGAACUCAUCCUGUCUGAAGAUCUGACCAGUGUGAGCUGUGGAGAGAGACAGAAGUUUCCUGACAACCCAGAGAGGAUUGAGAAGCACCGCUGUGUCCUGAUCUCGGAAGGCUUCAACUCAGGCACUCACAGCUGGGAUGUUGAGGUUAGAAAUUAUGAUUUUUGGGCCCUAGGUGUGUUAAAGGAGUCUGUCCUGAGAAAGGAACAAAUACCGUCUGGAUACUCUGAAAUAUGUCUCCUUGAUGGAAAAUACACAGCAGUUUCUCCACCACUUCCACGUAAAGUUCUCCCAGUGAAGAAGCUCCAGAGGGUCAGAGUUCAUCUGGACUUUGAAAGAGGAAAACUGUCAUUUUCUGAUCUUGAUACUAACACACACAUACACACCUUCACACAUACUUUCACUGAGAGACUGUUUCCAUACAUUGGUACCUGGAAUAAACUCCCAAUGAAGAUAUUACCACUGACAAUCUCUGUAAAAGUGGAACAGUCUCAGUAUUAACUGGCUCAAUGCCUGUUUUUCAUUAUUAGCUGAGCAUCCUGUAUGUUCUUAUUUCUGGUGAAGUAAGUUUACUCAGAAAUGCUGUUAUGUGACAUAUUAGUGAUACUGUAAAUGUUCUAGGAGUUAAAACAGAAAAAUCUUUUAUGAAUUUUCAAAUUGUUUGAGUUUUUUGUUCAUUGUCCACAUGAUUUUGAACAGAGGUCAAAUAUCUGAAUGAAUAGAAGAGAACCAUGAUACUAAGACAUUAUGAGCAUUAGUUUAAAUUCUGAUAGUGUUAAAUGAAAAACAAAUGUUACUGAUUUUGUUUUGUAUUGUUUUGCUUUUUCUAAUUUCUCAGAAGAUGUUGAUGAUGAUACUUAUGGAGUAAAAAGCAUGAUGGUGAUAAUGUUCUUCCUUAUAUUGAUGAUGAGGUUACAGUAUGUAUGGAUGAAGUAGAGUACUGAUAUUUUAAGUUUUAAAACAAUAUAUUUGCAAUUUAAAUGAAAGAAUUGUGACGAAUAUAUAUAUUUAGUGGGAUUUACAAUAAUAAAAAAAAAAAGAGAGACAUUUUGAUACAUGUGUGAUAAACUAAUAUCGGCCUUUAUUAGUCAAACUCUACUUUUAGUGUAUUUUUAGAGGAACAUGACUUAUUUCAAGGAAUCGAUAUAUAUUCUUUGGCUUUUUUGUGGUUUAGUUCAUAAUGUUUUAUUAUUUUGUUUUUUAGUUAUUAUUUAAGUUUGCACUGUGUAAGCAGAUAUAUUACUUAUUUAGAUUCAGGCUUAAUUUUGAACUUGUGAGUUACUAAGAAUGUGAAAGAAGAUGAGUUUUGUAAAUGUACUGAUUAUGUUCUGAUUAACUACUUUUCGCUAUUAUUCUAAAAAUAAUAAAGAAUUAAAUCAACAUGGUUUCAGAUUAAAAUGUGUCCAGAUAUUUUGAGCAUGAGUUAAAACCCUGUGAUCUGAAGAACUACGAUGGAGUAUUAGGGACAAUGAAAAAAAUCUGAGAUAGAAAAAGACACCUCAAAUGUUUCUAGGGAUGAAGUAGGAUU
Dicentrarchus labrax (European seabass) is the source of this 2784-nucleotide messenger RNA. Its product is annotated as E3 ubiquitin-protein ligase TRIM39-like. The record is from RefSeq and is a predicted model, not a curated record. The transcript is spliced from 2 exons. NCBI's taxonomy places the organism in Eukaryota, Metazoa, Chordata, Actinopteri, Moronidae. Bases 354 to 1757 code for a protein of 467 amino acids. Gene Ontology annotation, molecular function: zinc ion binding; protein binding.